CCUGUUUUUUUUUUGGUGUCACAUGCAUGUAGUCAAUGCAUGUAACCUGCAAUAAAAUGCAGCAACAAUCAGAUCAGAGCUUUAAGAAAAUGUAAUCCGGUUGAUUCUGCAGGCGUCGCUCCUCUUCCUGUCUAAUACCAUUAGUGCUGACUGGAUUCACCAGAGACGUUGCUGUGUCAGAUUGUUUGGACAGGAUUCCCCACGCAGACAACAAACUCAUCAGUUUCAAGGGGCCGGUUGCCGUGGUGACAGGGUGAUAAACUUUCACAAAAGCGAUUCGGGCCCCACCCUGCUUUUCACUUUGAACUAUUUACUCAGGACCAACAUGUCUCUUUCCUCCAUCCUUUCUGCUGAGGCCAUUGAAAAUGCUGUCAAGGACUGUCAAGCUCCCGACUCCUUCUCCUUCAAGAAGUUCUCCCAGCUGUGCGGCUUGUCCUCGAAGACACCCCAGGAGAUCAGAGAUGUCUUCCAGAUCCUCGACGAGGACAACAGCGGCUACAUAGAAGAGUCUGAGCUCAAGUUCUUCUUGCAGAGGUUUUUACCCGGGGCGCGGACCCUGACCGAAGCAGAAACCAAGAGUUUCAUCUCAGCAGCUGAUGAUAACAGUGAUGGCAGAAUUGGAGUAGACGAAUUCCAAGCUAUGGUCCUGUCCUGAGUUUUAUAAAGGAGAAGAAUAUGUCACAUCUUUGGCUGUUUCAACAUGUCUGGAAUUUUCCGAUCCCACUUUCUACACCAAGGACAAAUGCAGUUUUCUGAGCAAUUCUGUUCAUGUGAUACUUUUAAAUUGCUUUCUGUUAUAAAAAAAAAAUUAAAGGAAUUUUAAGGUAUCUUUUCAUUCUGUCACUCCAAGAUUACUUGUCUGUCAACACUUUCCCUUGAAAAUGAAUACGAUAAAUAAACAUGUAGAAA
This is a messenger RNA of Oryzias latipes (Japanese medaka), 909 nucleotides long. RefSeq names its product parvalbumin 9 (gene pvalb9). Gene Ontology annotation, cellular component: cytoplasm. Gene Ontology annotation, molecular function: calcium ion binding. The record is from RefSeq and is a predicted model, not a curated record. NCBI's taxonomy places the organism in Eukaryota, Metazoa, Chordata, Actinopteri, Beloniformes, Adrianichthyidae.